Molecule: messenger RNA, 380 nt
Organism: Myotis brandtii (Brandt's bat)
Lineage: Eukaryota; Metazoa; Chordata; Mammalia; Chiroptera; Vespertilionidae
Product: bone marrow stromal antigen 2
Exons: 1
Coding region: 57-380 (107 amino acids)
Biological process (GO): innate immune response; defense response to virus
Cellular component (GO): cell surface; Golgi apparatus
Molecular function (GO): metalloendopeptidase inhibitor activity
Source: RefSeq, a predicted model, not a curated record
AGAAAGUUCUAGCUUUCUUUCCUCACUCAUUCCCAGGCUCCCCUGCAUCACUCUCGAUGGCGCCCACUUCUCACCGCUACUCCCCACUGCCCAGGGAUGAGAAUCCCAAGACCCUGGAGGACCGCAAGCUGCCAGUGCGGGUGUGGAUCCUGCUGGGCCUCCUGGUGUUACUGGUGGUAGGUCUGUCUGUGGCAACAGGCGUUUUGGCUGCCAAGUUCAAUAGGCCAGCUUGCAAGGAUGGCCUCCCGGCUGAGCAGGAGUGUCGAAACAUCACCCACCUCCUGGAGCAGGAGCUGACCCAGGCCCAGGAAGUCUUACGGGGGACUGAGGCCCAAGCUGCCACUUGCAACCAGACUGUGGGAAGUCACUGCCAUUCCUAG